This is a messenger RNA of Nematostella vectensis (starlet sea anemone), 523 nucleotides long. Its product is annotated as dolichyl-diphosphooligosaccharide--protein glycosyltransferase subunit DAD1. The transcript has 2 exons. The record is from RefSeq and is a predicted model, not a curated record. Lineage: Eukaryota; Metazoa; Cnidaria; Anthozoa; Actiniaria; Edwardsiidae. The coding region runs from base 77 to 424 and encodes 115 amino acids. Gene Ontology annotation, biological process: protein N-linked glycosylation. Gene Ontology annotation, cellular component: membrane; oligosaccharyltransferase complex.
CACUCCCCGCGGGCCGCUCUCUUCGUCCACAUCAUUGUUGCAAGGAGUCUUCCAUUGAGUAGAAAGAGCCUACAAAAUGAGUGGUAUUGGCAAUCUAAAGGACAUCCUCGUCCGAUUCUACGAUGAAUACUCACAGACAACACCUCAGAGGCUAAAGAUCGUUGAUGCCUACCUUGGAUAUAUCAUGUUUACGGGAAUCAUCCAGUUCACCUAUUGUUGUCUUGUCGGAACUUUCCCAUUCAACUCGUUUCUUGCAGGAUUUAUUUCUUCUGUUGGCUCCUUCGUUCUUGCUGUAUGCCUCCGUGUCCAAAGCAACCCUGCCAACUACUCAGAAUUCAAGGGCAUCUCCCCAGAGCGAGCAUUUGGUGACUUCAUCUUUGCCAGCAUCAUUCUGCACCUGGUUGUCAUGAACUUUAUUGGUUAACAAAAGCAACAUGAUGUGGAGAGCAACAAGAAAUUAUUAAACACAUGUAUUAAUAUUCACAAAUGUUUCAUUUAAGUAAACAGGCGUUUUUACAUUUCA